AGAGAUGCCAUGUCCGACAUUCGUGUCGCCUUGACAAGUUGGAGACCGGCAACAGUUUCAAUUGGCCCAUUUUUUUCCACCCCCUUUCAUCCAGCACUUCCCCUCCUCUCCACAAUCAAUUCCAAAAACAGCUGGCAUCAAAUAGAAACUCAUAUUUCCAAUCUCGCACAGGAAAAAUAAAAUAGUAACAGUAGUUCUGUAAAACGGGAGGUUGACUCGACAGCUUCGAGCCGCGGUGGGCGUCAGGUGAAUUUUUUUACUCCCUUUCUUCAUCUAAUUACAGAUGCAUACGGGAUAAUCUCCAACUAAUUCGAUAAAUGUCUCUUUGAUAAACUCUCUGAAAGUAGAAUGCGAUAGACAAGGUGAAACCGGAGUGAAAGAGUUGGGUGGAGGCUUUGCUAGUGAGACUGACGGAGAUACAGUGCAGGUACUGUUAAAUUCCUGGAGUUUUUUUUCCUUCCAAUCUUCGUUACGUCUCAUCUAGUGAAAUGGCACUGAGGAAAGUCAAAGGGAACUUUGAACGAAUGUUCGAUAAAAAUCUGACGGAUUUGGUGCGGGGCAUUAGGAACAACAAGAAUAAUGAGGCGAAGUACAUUGCACAGUGCAUUGAGGAGAUUAAACAGGAGCUGAGGCAGGACAAUAUCGCUGUUAAGGCGAAUGCCGUUGCCAAACUCACAUAUCUCCAGAUGCUGGGGUACGACAUCAGCUGGGCUGGUUUCAAUAUCAUCGAGGUCAUGUCCUCUGGAAAGUUCACGUACAAGAGGAUCGGGUAUCUGGCUGGUAGUCAGAGCUUUCACAUGGACACUGAGCUUCUAAUGUUGACCACGAAUAUGAUAAGAAAAGACUUGAACAGCCAGAAUCAGUACGAUGCUGGUUUGGCUCUGAGUGGAUUGUCCUGCUUCAUAAGUCCAGAUUUAGCUAAGGAUCUUGUUAACGACAUAAUGACUCUUCUGACCAGCACGAAACCGUACUUGAGGAAGAAGGCAGUGCUGAUGAUGUAUAAAGUGUUCUUGAGGUUUCCCGAGGCCCUCAGGCCCGCUUUCCCCAGACUGAAGGAAAAACUUGAGGAUCCGGACAGUGGAGUUCAGUCUGCUGCUGUCAAUGUCGUUUGUGAAUUAGCUAGGAAGAAUCCUAAGAAUUAUUUGAGCCUUGCCCCCAUUUUCUUCAAGCUCAUGACAACUUCGACGAAUAAUUGGAUGCUCAUAAAAAUUAUUAAAUUGUUUGGCGCGUUGACACCUCUAGAACCUAGGCUUGGAAAAAAACUCAUAGAACCUCUGACCAAUUUAAUACACAGUACAUCAGCAAUGUCGCUCCUCUACGAGUGCAUAAACACAGUAAUCGCAGUGUUAAUCUCCAUUUCCUCCGGAAUGCCGAACCAUUCCGACUCAAUCCAACUCUGCGUCCAGAAGCUGCGAAUACUAAUCGAGGACUCUGACCAAAAUCUCAAAUACCUGGGUCUCCUGGCAAUGUCAAAGAUCUUGAAAACCCACCCGAAGAGCGUGCAAGCUCACAAAGAUCUCAUAAUGCAGUGCCUGGACGACAAAGACGAGAGUAUUCGGCUGCGUGCCCUGGACCUGCUCUACGGCAUGGUAUCCAAGAAAAAUCUCAUGGAAAUUGUCCGAAAACUCAUGGUCCACAUGGACAAAGCCGAGGGCACAACCUACAGAGACGAACUCCUCUCCAAAAUCAUCCAAAUCUGUUCCCAAAACAAUUACCAAUUCAUCACUUACUUCGAGUGGUACAUUUCCGUUCUCGUUGACCUUACCAAGAUGGAGGGUACCAAGCAUGGGCAAUUGGUGGCGACUCAACUGCUCGACGUUGCCAUCAGGGUCCAAGCGAUAAGAAAAUGCGCAGUUCAACAGUGUGCCUUACUCCUCGAAAAUGCCCAUUUGCUGACAGGAACACCACGAGCGACAAUGUGCGAGGUUCUCUACGCAGCAGCUUGGAUUUGUGGGGAAUUCUCCUCAGAGCUCAACGACCCCAUAGCAACAUUAAAAUCAAUGCUCAAGUCCCAGGCGUCAAGUCUCCCCGGUCACAUACAAGCAGUGUACGUUCACAAUAUUCUCAAACUAGCAGCCAUGACAUUGAACAAAGCGCAGAAGGAGCAUGAUCAAGAGACAAUAGAGCAGAUAUUCGCCCUGAAGGACGGAAUGAACGAGUUCAUCUGCAGCGGAGACCUCGAGGUGCAGGAGAGAGCGACAGCAGUGCUGGUUCUGUUCGACUACUUGAGGGAGAAUCCAGCGUUGAUCGAGGAGCUUGCUGAGACUUUCGAGGGUGAACUGAAUCCUGUGGCACCAAAGGCACAGAGAAAGGUUCCCAUUCCCGAAGGGCUCGAUCUUGACUCCUGGAUCAAUGAUCCCCCCUCUGAGAGCUCUGACGAAGAGGAUUUGGACAUGAAUGACAUCUUCGUCAGAGGGGAGAAGGGAAAUGAGUACGGGGAGAAGAAGACUGUUGAGUUGACGUCUGAGGAGCUCCAGAGGAGGAGAGACAUGAGGCGAAUCGAGCAGGAGAAUAAUCCACAUUAUUUGAAGGGCAAUUCCAGUCCCAAGAAUCUUCAUUAUAACGACAAAACUGAUGAUUACGAUCACAUUCCAAUUGCUGAACUUGACAUCCCGGUUUCCUUGAAGAUAAACUCGUUCAGUACGAAAUUCUCAUCUGAGGAGAAGAGGAUAAAAGCGGGGAAGAAGAAGAAGAAGAAGCACUCGAAGAAGGGGAAGAGGGACAAGGAGAGCUCGGACGAGGAGCAUGACGACGGUUAUCCAUCGCACUUUGUUAACACUGGGAUUGGCGAGCUACCACCAGGGGCACAACUGAGUGACAACGAUGACAACAAUAUUUCUGAUGUCAAUGAUCCCCACAGGGCCUUGAACAUCGAUCUAGAUAUUCCUUUGCGAGAGGACGAGAGACUUCCAGUACUGGAGCAUCGAGCAGACCCCAGAGACCCCAAGAGUAUCACAGAAAAAUCAGAGAGAAAAGAAAAAACCUCAAAGAAGGUGAAGAAGAAGAGCAAAGAGGGGAAAAGGGAGCGCAAGGAGUCGGAGAAUCAGAACAAUAUUGACCUCUGGCUUGGGAAUGAUAUAGUCAUCCAUAACAAGGAGAACGAGAGCACUGAGAAUGUUGAGUUGAAUGACGAGAAGAAGAAGAUGAAGAAGAAAGGGAAAGUGAAGAAGAAGAAGGAGGAGGAGGGGAAGAGGAAGAAGAAGAAGAGCGAUGGGAAACAGAAUAUCUCUGGGUAUGAGGAGACUGCCGGGAUUUCCACACCCUCCAAGGAGAUUCUGCCGGGACUUGGAGCCAAUUUUAAUGAAAGUAAUGAGGAAACUAUCAAUAAUCUGUAUCAGAUGCCCAGUGGACACCAGGAGCUCGCUAAAAAUGACAAGAUGAAGAUGAUGGUUGAGCUGAAGCAAUUGCCACAUGAAAAUGGAAAAAUCAUCGCCUCCAUCGUCCUGAUUAAUUCUGGGGAGAAAGUCGUCAAGGAUUUGGACCUGGAUGUCACGGACUCGUCGACAUUGAAGCUGGUGAGAAACUUCGGAGAGGAGUCUGGGAUCAAGAUAAAAGUUAAAUUGGCUCCACAAGCUACAACGGAGGUGCAUCUUCCCAUUCUAGUUAUUGAUGACACAUUUGCCCAGAAGUUGAGGGGAAGUCUGAGUUAUUUUGUCGAGAGCUCUUUGGGGAUGGUUCAGGAGAAGUUGGAUUUCGUUUUGAAAUUCUCGUGUUGUGAUUUUCUCGCUGGGAAUCUACCGCCGGGGGACGCCUUGACGGAUCUACUUGGUAGCGAUCAGUUGCAAUAUAAGACGACAAAUAGUGUGGACGUUGCAGAGAAUCUUGGAUCGGUGUUGGAGGCGGUCUGUCAGAGGUGCAAAUUAACACUUGUGGAGCAGGUCGAUGAUGCUGCGUCUUUAUAUGGUCAUUCGCUGAUGGGUCAUCACGUGUGCCUUUUACUCAAGAAGAAGUCAUCUGACAUGUCUUCAAGUCUUUCAAUCGAGGGCAAGGGAGACAAUAAUUCAUUAUUAUCUGGGAUCGUCGAGGAAAUUGUCAAGACAAUUACGAAAUAAAGGGAAAACUACGUAGAAUUAUAUUGAAUUCGAAAAAAAGUUGAUUGAGAGAUAUGUUGCUCAUUGUAGAGAAAAUGAGGAGGAACUAAUUUUUUUUCAUUCCAUUUGUAAUUUCUGAAUUGAAAGAAAAUACGUCCUCGUUGAAUUUGAAUUGAAUAGUUACGUCAAAGCCGUAUUUUUAUUGAGCCAAAUGAUUUUUAUAUUGCAAGGAUUUUUGUACCUUGCGUCAUUAAAUGGUGCUACAGUUCAUUUGAUCCUUGAAUUGUAAAUAAUGAAAUGAUCUUUAUUCCUGUGUGCACCCACAAAUUGAUGACUUUAAAAUAAAGAAAUUUCAUAAAUGUAUGAA
Molecule: messenger RNA, 4398 nt
Organism: Diachasma alloeum
Lineage: Eukaryota; Metazoa; Arthropoda; Insecta; Hymenoptera; Braconidae
Gene: garnet
Product: AP-3 complex subunit delta-1
Exons: 5
Coding region: 489-4052 (1187 amino acids)
Biological process (GO): anterograde synaptic vesicle transport; synaptic vesicle budding from endosome; protein targeting to vacuole
Cellular component (GO): AP-3 adaptor complex; membrane coat; terminal bouton
Source: RefSeq, a predicted model, not a curated record